Molecule: messenger RNA, 543 nt
Organism: Funneliformis mosseae
Lineage: Eukaryota; Fungi; Glomeromycota; Glomeromycetes; Glomerales; Glomeraceae
Source: the annotation of a GenBank genome assembly
AUGACGGAUUCCAAAAGUUCCGAUCAUAACAUGCUUUAUUUCACGGGUGGAUUCCAAGUUACUUCUAUUCAUACCUUUGUCUUGGCAACUUUAUUUGUGACUUCAUUAUGUUGGUGUGAAAGACUUUUGACCUAUUAUUAUGAGAAUUCGGAAUAUGAUAAAAAUCAAGAAAGGAUUAAAGUGUUUGCAACACGGACUCUCGGUUAUGCGGUGUUGACCACCUUGAGAUUUUUUUACAUGUUAUUAAUAAUGUCGAUGAAUUCACAAAUAUUUAUUGUGGUGGUAACUGGGUUGACAACCGGACAAUUAAUAGUAGAAUUCAUACGUUCCAUACCUGUCUACUUUACCCAUCAUCAAAUUCUUGUUCAUUCACCAAGAAUUUCAAUCAAGGAUGAUGAUCUACCACCAGCUAUAUUAGCUGACUCGGAAUCAUUGGACAAACAUUAUGAUUACAGGGAUGAACUUGUGCUUCAACCACAAAGUUUUGUAAUCGAACAUGUGAAUAGUAACGAUUAUCAUGGAAUACCUAACAAUGUAGAAUAA